AUGAGCGAUCAACAGGAUCCCGCACCUCUCAAGGAUCCAUCGAAUAAGGAGUCGACCCCCAACGCUCCUGGCAACCAAAAUCCAUCGUUUGCCAAGCUCGCGAGUGCUUGGGGUCCCUACAUACCUCCCGACACUAGCUACUACGCCAUAGAGUACGAUGACCCGGUCCUACUGGAGAAUAUCAAAAUGCUCAAAGAACUUACGGCUGAGUACGAUCAAGAUCCCACCGACCUUCUCGACGUUGUGAUGAGAGUUCCGCCUAGGCUGAGCAAGUCGAUGGUUCACCUGGUGGUUGGGCUCCUUCAACAGCAAAAGUUGCUCGAAAGUGUACUUAUGGUGACGGAGCUGCGUGCCGAGUAUGAUGCUGGGGCCAUCAGAGACACAAAGAACGGCCAAAGCGUGAAGAAGGAGAAGAAAAGGACAAAGACUAGAAAGUCGGCCAACGUCAAGAAAGACAACGAUAACGCUGAGAAUGGAGAUUUCGUGGCCUCCAAGGGUCCAGAGAAGAAGAAGGAGAAAAGCCAAUCGGAGGACAAGAUCAGCAAAAGUUCUGGGUCCGCCGAAAGCAAUGCUGCGGCCAAUACCAAUCAUCUGGCGGUCCCUAAGAGCAAAAGAAAGAAGUCGAAGAAGAAGAAGAAGGCUGUUAAAGCCACUGGGAUCGCUAAGAACAACCCAGAGCUCAAUACCGACAAGCCGACAGCCCCCUUGAACAUGAAGACCGCGGCAAAGGAUGGGGUUCGCAGAGGGUCCGAGACUAUUGAGGGUAACGCUAGAGCAAUCACCACAAAGUCGACAGUCUCUAAGAGCAAGAAGGACAAGGCGAAGGGGAAGAUUGACAGCCAUUAUGAGACUGUCAAGAACAAAACAGAAGCCAGCAUCGAACAGGAAGCAGCACCCAAGAGCAAGAACAAGAUGGCGAAGACCGACAAGAAAGACAGGGCUACAGAUACCAACGAACGCGCUGAGAUGACACAGCCCGAGAGUUCCACCGGCUCAUCAAAGACGCAGAACAACAAGAAGGUCGGGACUUGCCCCGAGUCUGACAAGGGUCAGGAGAAGGCAGAAGUCAGCCAGACAACCGGUGGUGGACUCUUCUCCGUCUUUGAGAUUGAGUGCAUGAAGAAAGUCCAGGGUCGCGUUGAACGCGGGAUCAAAGAUUGCCAGGAAGUGUGGACAGUGAUACAGAAAAUGGAGGAGGCAGUGGCAGAGUCGAAGCGGGCCAAAGCCAGAAAGAUGCAAGCCCAAGAGCAGGCGAAGUGCUCUGCCUAG
Colletotrichum acutatum is the source of this 1269-nucleotide messenger RNA. RefSeq lists its product as uncharacterized. NCBI's taxonomy places the organism in Eukaryota, Fungi, Ascomycota, Sordariomycetes, Glomerellales, Glomerellaceae. Bases 1 to 1269 code for a protein of 422 amino acids. The transcript has 2 exons. The record is from RefSeq and is a predicted model, not a curated record.